Molecule: messenger RNA, 753 nt
Organism: Trichoderma gamsii
Lineage: Eukaryota; Fungi; Ascomycota; Sordariomycetes; Hypocreales; Hypocreaceae
Exons: 1
Coding region: 1-753 (250 amino acids)
Source: RefSeq, a predicted model, not a curated record
AUGCCCCUCUACAACUUCACCUUCUCUCCCUCCCUCUCCCCCCUCGCCCCCCUCGCCCCCCUCACGCUCUCCUCCAAAUCAACCCCCUCCAUCGCCCACCUCAUGACCAGCGUCUUCAUCCUCCGCCAACAAUCUCCAUCUCCUCCUCAGAUCCUCCUCCUCCGCCGCCACCCGCAAGAUUCCUACCCUCUCAAAUGGGAAGCCCCCGGCGGCUCGGCCGAUCCCACCGACACAUCAAUUUUAUCCGCUGCGGCGCGCGAAUUAUUCGAGGAAACGUCCCUCAAAGAGAGUCAUUUCCACGCUGUGCUGGGAAUGACGAAGCAGAAAGCCGAGGAUCUAUUCACGUCUGGAGAGGAGAAGGAGAAGAGGCCGCAGAAUUGGGGCAUUGACCCAAAUGACGAACAAGCACAGGAUAUAGAAGUGCAAGUGUCUGAUGACAUGAAGAUUAUUUUUACGACGUUUCAUGAACCGGAUGGGAUAUGGGGAAAAGUGAAUUUUCUGGCUACUGCAAAGGGAGAGGAUCCGAUAGUGAAGGUUGAUGCUGAAGAGCAUGUUGAAUGGGGAUGGUUCACGGAGGAGCAAGUCCGGACGGGAAGGGCUGCGAGAGGCAAUAUAUUUACGGAGGCGAGUUUUUCUGAUGAUGCAAUGCUUUUGGAUGGGGAUAAGAGGGUUAUGGAGUUUACGAGCCAGGCUGUUUGGGGGAGUUUGCUAGAGGCGUUUAGAGUCGGGAGGGAGAUGGGGAUUAUUGUGUAA